Dimorphilus gyrociliatus is the source of this 1872-nucleotide messenger RNA. The record is from the annotation of a GenBank genome assembly. NCBI's taxonomy places the organism in Eukaryota, Metazoa, Annelida, Polychaeta, Dinophilidae.
UGGUCUUUCUCUCUUUUACUCUUUAUUUAUAUCAAAUUACUUCAAUUUUCAAUAAUUGCAUUUCUUUCUACCUAAACACACUGUUCUCAUAAUAUAACGAAGAAAUCGUCCAUUAGCUUAAACUGACCAACAAAGCAUGUCCCAAGAGAUGACAUUAGAAAUUAGUCAUCUGCGCCACGAUCUCUUCCCUUGGUUGUUCUCUCUUAUUAUUUUUUUUCUUUUUAUACUACUAUUUCAUUUUAUCCUAGAUUCUUUUUAUUCGUUUUUUUUUAUGUCUGUCCAUUUGUUAAUUGAUGAAUAACAACGAUACUUGGAAUUAUUACUCAAGUAGCUAUGAAUUUAGAACCAAAAAUAGGAAAUAGAAAAAGAGAAGGUUAAAGGAAAACUAACGUUCAAAUAGGCAAUCAUAUAAAAUCAAUUGGAACGUUUGUAUACUCGACUAAUGUUCGUUCUCUCGCAUGCUUACUCAAGCUUGCAGUGUUUGCCUUUAUUACUGUUUGCCGUCGCUCGCUGCCAGAUGCUGGAGCGAAACGUAAAACAAUAGUGGUGGGCAAUAAUUGCUGUUUGCCAUUGGGAUGCCCUCCCCUUCUCUAUAUACACAGAAGCGACUAUUUCGUUGUCAAAACACGCUUAUGUAAGGACAAACCUUGUUUACUUUCAAUUUGGAUGCCAUUUCACGCGGACUUACUCGUCCUUUGUUUGCAAUUACGAUAAGUUUAUGGCAGGAGUAAACAAUUACAAAAUUCGUCUUUUCCCUUAUCCGUUUACUCUUUCUCUUUUUAUAGACAUAUUUGAAAGUUCACAGAAAGCAAUUACUAAAUGACAAUUGUGUGAAAAAGAGAACUACAACUCUCUUUUUUAAGGAGAAAGCUAGUUUUUUAUGUAAAAAAAGUAUUGUAUGUCGUAGGAGACGUAAAAGCAUCGCACUAAGGUUAAUGAAGUAAAGAGAAGGUAAAAAAAAGGUAAAGAAAGACAGAGAGAGAGUGCGGGGAAGGAGAGAGAGAGAGAGAGAGAGGAGGAAAUAGAGAGAAAACAGAAGGUAAAAUAAUAGACAAUCUUAAAAAAGGCUUAGCUACGUCUGGUGUAACCUUUGACACCUCUCAGAAAGUUUGUGUCGAGUAGAUUAAUUUAAGUUAGAGGGAGAUUAGCAAGGUAUUUUCUAAUCUAUGAAUCAAGGAAUCAUUAAAUUCUCAAAUUCUUAGAGAAAUAGAUUGUUAUUGUAAUCCGACGAGAGAAUUCAUUAACAAUUCUCAUCUUAUCUUUCAUUACAGAAAUCAAAUGCCAUCUAGUCGGGACGGUCAGUUGACUGUUGAGAAGACGCCCAGCUACUUUAUAAAAUCGUCUAUACCAAGAAAAGUUUAUGAAAUGUCGCCAAGAACAAAACUGAUAUUGGUCGUUCGGGAUCCUGUAACAAGGGCGAUAAGCGACUACGCCCAGUUGGCAAGCCGGUGGGGUAAAGAUACGAAAUCGUUUGAUCGUCUAGCUUUUCUAAAUGAUACCAAGAUUGUAAAUGCGUCGUGGGCGGUCAUCAAAAUCGGUUUAUACUACAAACACUUAGCUAGAUGGCGAAGGUAUUUUUCGGAUAAGCAAAUACACUUGGUUUCUGGCGAAAAACUCGUCUCCCAACCUGCAGCUGAAUUAGCUAAGAUUGAAAAGUAUUUGGGACUGGAACCCUAUAUCCAUGAAAAACAUUUCUACUUUAAUCAUACUAAAGGUUUUCCCUGUUUGAAGAAAAAAGCUAGGUGUUUACAUUCGUCCAAAGGUCGACCUCAUCCGAAUAUCGACACUGAAGUUAUUGAACGACUCAGGGAUUUCUAUAAACCGUUUAAUUAUAAAUUCUAUGCUAUGACUGGUAUCGAUUUUGGCUGGUAA